Messenger RNA from Orcinus orca (killer whale), 519 nucleotides. Its product is annotated as succinate dehydrogenase [ubiquinone] cytochrome b small subunit, mitochondrial-like. The transcript has a single exon. NCBI's taxonomy places the organism in Eukaryota, Metazoa, Chordata, Mammalia, Artiodactyla, Delphinidae. The record is from RefSeq and is a predicted model, not a curated record. Gene Ontology annotation, biological process: tricarboxylic acid cycle; mitochondrial electron transport, succinate to ubiquinone. Gene Ontology annotation, molecular function: ubiquinone binding; heme binding. Gene Ontology annotation, cellular component: membrane; mitochondrial envelope.
CCGAGCGACAUGGCGACUCUCUGGAGGCUGAGUGUCCUCUGCGGUGCCAGAGGUCAGCGAGCUCUCUUCCUCCGAACCCCAGUGGUCAGACCAGCUCAUGUCUCAGCAUUUCUCCAGGACUGAUCAACCCCAGGAUGCUGUGGAAUACAGCACAUUCACCUGUCACCCAGCCACCAUUCUGGUUCCAAGGCUGCAUCUCUCCACUGGACUGGUGAGAGGGUUGUCAGUGUUUUGCUCCUGGGCCUAAUUCCAGCUGCUUAUUUGAAUCCUUGCUCUGCGGUGGACUACUCUCUGGCUGCAGCCCUCACUCUUCAUAGUCACUGGGGCGUUGGACAAGUUGUUACUGACUAUGUUCAAGGGGCUGCAUUGCAGAAAGCUGCCAAGGCAGGCUUUUUGGUGCUCUUGGCGUUCACCUUUGUUGGGCUUUGUUAUUUCAACUAUCAUGAUGUGGGCAUCUGCAAAGCUGUGGCUAUGCUGUGGAAGCUCUGACCCUUUAGACUUAACACCUUGAGAAGUGAU